AUCGCACAAUGCAAGUUUUGGUAGUUUUGGCUGUUUGUGUUUUGGGGGCCCACGCUGCGUUGGACCCCAAAUUUUUGGAGAAAUUGACUGAGGAGGUGCAAGCUGUUGGUACUGCUUGUGGAGAAAAGGAACACGCAACUGCUGACGAUAUGAUUGAAAUAAUGGAACACAAAUUCCCCCCCACUCACCACGAGGCGAAAUGCGUCAUCGCUUGUUACUACAAACAUUACAAAAUGAUGAAGGACGACGGGACUUUUGAUAAAGACGCUGCGAUCAAAGCUUUCGAUGAAAUCAAGUCGCAAGAUGCUGAUAUUUAUGGGAAAAUUUUGAAAGUUAUCGAUGCUUGCGAUGCGAAGAAGCAAAUGUCYGAUGAUCAUUGCGAAAGUGCUGCUUCGAUGGCUGCAUGUGUUAAAAAAGAAGCCGAAUCGGUUGGUUUGACCAAAGAGGCAUUCAUGCUCCUCAUUCUUGUCGGAAUAAUAUUUUUCACCGGGUCUUUGGCUGUGGACCAAGACUUUGUCGAAAAAUUCAUGCAAAAAAUGGAGAAAAUCGGAGAGGUUUGUGCCAAAGAAACACACGCCACUACCGACGACGUCACUGAUCUUAUUGAGCAAAAAGACCCAAAAACCCACGAAGGAAAAUGUUUGAUUUUUUGCUACCAUAAAAAAUUCAACACGAUGAAGGAGGAUGGUUCUCUUGACAAAGUCGGCUCAGUUUUGGCCUUAGAUGACCUCAGAAACGCCGAUUUCGAAUUGUAUAAACAGCUUUUGGCCGUUUUUGUCACUUGUGGAGACAAAGCAAAAAUUUUUGACGAUCCUUGCGAAACGGCCACUGCUCUCACACUAUGUGGGAGAGAUGAAGCCAAAGCUUUGGGCUUACAGGAUUCGAUGUUUGGGUAAACUUAAUUCGGGA
Messenger RNA from Tribolium madens (black flour beetle), 909 nucleotides. RefSeq lists its product as uncharacterized. Bases 9 to 896 code for a protein of 295 amino acids. NCBI's taxonomy places the organism in Eukaryota, Metazoa, Arthropoda, Insecta, Coleoptera, Tenebrionidae. The transcript has 11 exons. Gene Ontology annotation, biological process: sensory perception of smell. The record is from RefSeq and is a predicted model, not a curated record. Gene Ontology annotation, molecular function: odorant binding.